CGUUCGGAGUUUUUAUGAGAUUGUGGGACCAAGGUGUUACACGAGCGAAACGACCGUCCGACCGUCGCCGUAACGUUUGGUAUUAUUCGUACAUAUAUAUAAGUAACGCAUUAUAAGUGCAAUGACAAGUGCUCGCAUUGUAUGUACAUUUAUCAUGUCGGUCUCCAUGAACGCUCUCGUCCUGUAUGGACCAGGCGAUCUUAGGCAUGAACGAGUAAACAAGCCCGAAGCAUCCGCUGGCUCCAUCGUCGUGCGCGUCAUUGCGGCUCCGAUAUGGGACUACGUGUCGGAAGUCCUCGAUGGCUCGCUUCCCUUCCCUCACGCAUACCCGCUGGUGUUUGGAACUUGCUGCGUCGGACGCAUUGAUGAGGUCGGACCCGAUGUUGCUUCGCUGAAGCCGGGGCAGCUAGUGUUUUGCGACCACAUCGUUUACUUGAGGGAUGCGCCGGAGAAGCGAAUCGUUUUGGGUUAUCAUGGUGGGCACUCAGAGGAGGAGCUCAAGUUCUCGUCGAGUCACUACAAAGACGGCUGUUUCGCCGAGUAUGCCCGCUUUCCGACUGAGAACGUGCACGUUGUUAACGAGCAACGCAUCGCGCAGCAUGGCGUCACGCCAGCACAGCUAGCUGAAAUUUCCAGUAUCAUGUCUGGGGUUGGUGCCGCCAAUGCUAUUCACGUCCGGCCUGGCGAGACGGUGCUCGUGAUGCCGGGGACGGGCUUCUUCAGCUCAAGCGCAAUCGUCGCCGCGUUGGGCCUUGGCGCUAAUGUCGUGGUGACGAGCCGGAGCAAAGACACCCUCAGCGCCUUGAUGCACCAUUUUGGAGAUGAUGGCAAGCGUAUUACGCCCCUCGUGCUCACAGGCGAUGUCACGACAGAUGUCGAUACACUUCGCGCUGCUACGCCGGAUGGCAGGGGUGCUGACGCAUAUAUUGAUUUCUCCUCUCCGGAGAUGAUUGGGUCCACACACCUUGAAGUUGGGCUGCACACUUUGAAACGCUUUGGACGAUGCUGCCUAGCUGGCAUGAUCCCGGGGAAAGUGCCAUUGCCAUAUUUGACCAUCAGGGCAAAUUCUAUAUCGAUCAUCGGCUCAUUCGCACAAAAUCGGCAAGACGUGGAGUUCACGAUCAGGCUUAUAGAGGCGGGCAACCUCAAGCUGCGCAAAGACAUUGCGGGAGCAUUUGGCCUACGCGACAUCGACGAGGCAUUAAAGUUGGCAAAGGAAGCACCAGGGUGGGGGAAGAUGGUGAUCAUAACGCCAUGAGAUUGAGCAAUGUAGACAUUUCAAAAUGCAGAACAAUUAAAGGGCGUUAACCGAUGUACCUUGUGUACUGCCUCCACUCACGAUCCUUUGCCAAUCCCUCUAAAUCAGCGCCAGGCAGACACAUAACAAUGGGGAUUGCGCCGCUCUCGACUGGGCAAAUAGUAAUGCCUCCUACAAGAGGCGAGCAAUUCGGACGGCGGGUGCACUUGAGGCGGCCUAGCACAGGUCCGAAAUCUUCCGGUAUGGCCGAACCAUCAUCGUGACUAGUCGACUGGCUCGCAGUGAAAGCCGUUGUCCCCAGAUCGGUGUCAAGGUUGCGUAGACCAGCAUACACGAGACGUGACUUGUCUGGCUCGCGCGCGAGGAAGGUAGCGUAGCUGCGGAUCGCCCACGUCGUGUUCGCAGCGUU
Messenger RNA from Pseudogymnoascus destructans, 1667 nucleotides. RefSeq lists its product as uncharacterized. The transcript is spliced from 4 exons. The record is from RefSeq and is a predicted model, not a curated record. NCBI's taxonomy places the organism in Eukaryota, Fungi, Ascomycota, Leotiomycetes, Thelebolales, Thelebolaceae. The coding region runs from base 122 to 1258 and encodes 378 amino acids.